AUGGCCCGGGUGGAGCAGAUAGUGGAGGCUGUUGCGCAGGCGAUUCAGACCAACAGUGAGUCUGUGAAACAGCACUUCCAGGAUGUUGUGAAGCAGAUCAACACCCAUAUUCAGAGUGCUGCGAAAGAGAACAACAAUUUGGAGAACGAGGCUGGUAUUCGUCAGAAAACGGCAAUCAUGGCUCGCCGUGUGAUGUCGCUGAUGCUGCUGGCCGCAGCUGUGGCCGCGCUUUGCCGCAGCACGGCCUUCUUGGCUGCCCCAAAGGACCUGCCUCGUGCCGACGUCCUGGCAGCUUUGGCACCCAUGGUGAUGGUUCAGCCUGCCUUUGCUGAAGCGGAGCUGCCGUACAACGGCGACUUCGAUACCCCCAAGUACUACGAGGAGUCGACCUCGUCCGACCUGACAUACCUGCUCUUCUUCACGGCCGCGACUCUCGUUUACAUGGGCAAGACUGCCUUCGACAAGAGCGGUGCCAAGAGCUUGGGCGACGCAGUGAGCAAGUGA
Symbiodinium natans is the source of this 504-nucleotide messenger RNA. The record is from the annotation of a GenBank genome assembly. Lineage: Eukaryota; Dinophyceae; Suessiales; Symbiodiniaceae.